Messenger RNA from Cheilinus undulatus (humphead wrasse), 3281 nucleotides. RefSeq lists its product as uncharacterized. The transcript is spliced from 19 exons. Lineage: Eukaryota; Metazoa; Chordata; Actinopteri; Labriformes; Labridae. Bases 1320 to 2732 code for a protein of 470 amino acids. The record is from RefSeq and is a predicted model, not a curated record.
UUCACUUUCUGUUGACAGAGGGGAGAGUUUGCUGAAGAUAGCUGUGUCAUUCUAGCUACACUGAAUAAUAUAAGUCUUUCGAUCCUCACAGUUCAACGGCUAUUCCACAGCGGUUGAAGUCAUGUCAGAUCUACUGUCAGAUAUCAGGAAACACGACGAAAAUGCAGCCCGUAAGUUUGAAGUCAAGUCACAUCUACUGCGGGAUAUCGAGAGACACGACAGAAAUGCAGCCCGUGUGUUGGAAAAUGCACCGUCUCCUCAGGGUCCUGUGGCAGCAUCGACUCGUUCAGCUCGUUACUGUUCAGUUGGACAAAGUAAAUAUGACUUCCUAUGAUUUGACUUCAGUUCCAUUUAUAGAUGGUAAAAUUAAUUGUCUGUUUUGCAGUUUUAUAUCUUGAGAAACUUAAGUUUUAAUUCUCAAAAUGUUCUUUUUCUUUGACCCUGAAAGACUUGAAAAAUUUGUUUAACUUUAGAUGUUGGUGUCCUACAUUUUCCUUCUUUCUUCUAAGUAUUCGUAUGACUCAGUUUGAUAAAUAAAAACUAACAGCAUAAUAUUAAUUAUGAGUUUUGGUCCUUUUAUUGGCAAAAGACUUCAUCAAACUGUCUCAUCAGGACAUCUUUAAAGAUAGUGGUAUGUAAUAAAAGACUGCGCAAUAAAAAGUCAAAUUAUAUUGUUUUUAAUUCUCCUGUGAUCUGAGAUACUGUCAUUGUUGUUAACAUAACUUUAAAGAUUCCUUCUGUUUUUUGUGUCUAUAUAGAACAACAGUGUCCAGUUUAUCUGAAAUAUUAGAUUAUUCCAUGUAGUUUACACAGUUGUUGUCCUAUUUAUGUGAGUAUAUGCUAUUUUUAAUCUAGUGAGGUACAAAUAGGUAGUCUGUGGGAAAACCUUUGGUGCCCAUCAGGGCAUCUUGGAUAAAGUGAAGGAGCAGGUCCUGCUUACUGAGAGCAGAUCACCAGAUGAUCACCAGAUCACCAUUCUGUUCUGUGUAAUCAGCUCAAGUGUGAGAUCUGAUGUGGAUGCAGCCUUGGCUGAUGUGAAAGAUAACAAACCCAUCAUUCUGGUGUUGAUGCACCGCUCACGUGAGCCCACAGUCACAACGUCUGUGAGAACACGGGCCCAUGACGGCAACGACGCCAACAUCAUCUUGCAUGUUGAAAUGUGUUAGUAGAAGAAGCCUUGCCGGUGGUGGAGUGAAAAGGGGCGGGACUGCUGUAACUGUCAUUGAUGUUCCCUCCGCUACCAAUCAUCGUUUGAGGAGUUGCUGACGUCACGACAUGAGGCCGUCUUUAAAUCCUGCUUUUUCACGACUGUUAAAGUCAUGUCAGCUCUACUGUCGGUUAUCAGGAGACACGACGAAUAUGCAGCCAGUGUGUUGGAAGAGGCAGGUUUUCGAUCUGACUGGGAUUUGAAGGUUCUGACCCGAGAAGACCUGAGAGAACUGUUUCAGGAACCAGAACAACUCGAACUAAGAAGAAAGAUCUUUGAAAUAAUAAACACGCAUAAACCAGUAGAAGAGCUCCUUAGAAAAGUGGGAGAAUCUAUUCCAGGAUACUUGAGGGAUGCUCUUGCAGGCAAUCAGGUCUUGGGUGAUUACCUCUACACCCUAAAGGAUCUGAAGGUCCAGAUGAAUAAAGUCCUUGAAUUCCUUGAUGCUCACAUCAAUUGUCUGGAAAAGAUCGUAAACGACACUCCUCAGAGGGAAUCUGAAAAAGUCAAGUCAGAUCUACUGCGGGAUAUCGAGAGAUACGACAGAAAUGCAGCCCGUGUGUUGGAAAAGGCAGGUUUUCGAUCUGACUGGAAGUUGAAGACUCUGAACCCAGAAGACCUGAGAGACCUGUUUCAGGGAUCAGAUCAACUCCAACUAAGAGGGAAGAUCUUUGAAAUAAUAAACACACAGCCAGUAAAUGAGCUACUAAGAAGAGUGGAAGAACUUAUUCAAGGAGAUUUCUUGAGGGAUGCUCUACCAGACACAGUCUUGACUGAUUACCUCUUGGCCCUGACAGAUCAGAAGGUCCAGAUGAAUAAUGUCCAGGAAUUCUAUGAUGCUCACAUCAAUUUUCUGAAGAAGAUGAGAAAAGCCACUCCUCAGGGAGAAUCUGAGGAAGCAAGCUGUGCUACCAACAAUGACCAAAUUGGUGGUCAUCGAUCAACAGUACAAGAUGCACCGUCUUCUCAGGGUCCUAUGGCAGCAUCGACUUGUUCAGCUCAUUACCAUUCAGUUGGCCAAACAGAAGACUUCAUCGAACUGUCUCAUCAGGACAUCGUUAAAGACAGUGUGAGGUACAAAAUGGUUGUCUGUGGAAAAACCUUUGGUGCCCAUCUGGAUAUCUUGGAGAAAGUGAAGGAGCAGGUCCUGCUUACUGAGAGCAGCGACGAUCACCAGAUCACCAUUCUGUUCUGUGUAAUCAGCUCACGUGUGGGAUCUGAUGUGGAUGCAGCCUUGACUGAAGUGAAAGAUAACAAACCCAUCAUUCUGGUGUUGAUGCACCACUCACGUGAGCCCACAGUCACAACAUCUGUGAGAACAUGGGCUCAUGACGGCAACGACGCCAACAUCGUCUUGCAUGUUGAUGUUUUCUACCAUGAGACAUCUGGAUUAGUGAAGUGUGGACAAAAUGAUGAUGCUGUCUCUUCAAUUCAAAAGAAAUUACUGGCUAUGUAUCCAGAAAGUAAACCAGAUAUAGACACUCCACCAACUAAAAAAGGAAAAAAGAGGUGGCAAGUCUGGUAAAGAAGACAGUGAUAAGAGUGGUAGUGGGGUUUUUUUUAGCCUCCUUUCUUAGAAGCAAAAAGUGAUGGUUUUCACCAAGAGCAAAACUGAAAUUAAUAUGGAUUGAUUUACAUGCUUUUCUGUAGAGAGAAAUAUAUACAUACUGAUUAGCAAGAUCUGUAAAAAGCAAGUGGAAAAUGUGAAUGUUGUUUUUGAUUAAUCAGUUUAUGCAAAAAUAAGAUGUACAAAGGUAAUGACUGCCUAAAGAAACUCAUUUUUUGCCUCACAUUUAUCUAAAAAUGAUGUUGCAGAGAUGUACGUGUAGAAGAUGUAAUGAUCAAUGCACUGUCAGUAGCAGCAAGUUUGUGGGAAAUCGUAAUGUCUGUGGUACAUUUUAUGUACAGUAUGUUUCUUCAACUAGGACUACUGCUAGCCCUGAACUUCAAUCACAGUCUCAUGCCAGUGUUUUUUGCAAUUUUUUUUCCAACUCUUAAUAAAUGCUAAUUUUACCACAUUGAAAUCUAUGAAAUUGUUUUACAAAUAAUUUGACAAACGACACCCCUAAUAUUA